Oncorhynchus kisutch (coho salmon) is the source of this 2085-nucleotide messenger RNA. Its product is annotated as sodium-dependent phosphate transport protein 2B-like. The coding region runs from base 259 to 2061 and encodes 600 amino acids. Gene Ontology annotation, cellular component: brush border; apical plasma membrane; vesicle. NCBI's taxonomy places the organism in Eukaryota, Metazoa, Chordata, Actinopteri, Salmoniformes, Salmonidae. The transcript has 16 exons. Gene Ontology annotation, molecular function: sodium:phosphate symporter activity. The record is from RefSeq and is a predicted model, not a curated record. Gene Ontology annotation, biological process: intracellular phosphate ion homeostasis; sodium-dependent phosphate transport.
GAGAGAAGGGGGGGGGGGGGACAGACUGACUGACUGCUGUCUACCUGAAGCAGGUUUGUCUCUGAGGUAUCGACCUGUCACCAGUAGCUGCGGAGACCACAGACACAGUGCCUCUGCUUCAGCUGGUGUUGAUCUGGUAGCUAUUGAAAAUUGAGUAGAACCCAUCAGAUGUCCUGAUUAAUUGAGAGGUGCGGAGAGAGGACGGACGGACAGACAGACGCUCCCUUAAACGGGAUUCCACAGCUUCAUCAAUAGACUAUGGCUUCUCGACCUGAACUAGAGGACCAGAAAUCCACAGGAUCCACAGAGAAGCACAAAGAUGAUGAACUCAGUGAGAACUCAGAGACAGAAGAGAAGGCUUUUUCCAAGGCGCCGGCCCAUUCCACUGUGGCCCUGGUAGAGACGGGGGAGGGGGAGGACGACCCGUGGAAUUUACCAGAACUACAGGACGGAGCGGCAGCAUGGUCAGAUCUAGACACCAAGGGAAAGGUGUUGAGGGUGGUGACGUCGGCAGGGAAGGGACUUCUGCUGCUGGGGUUCCUGUACAUGUUCAUCUGUUCACUAGACAUCCUCAGCUCUGCCUUUCAACUGGUUGGAGGUAAAGCAGCAGGUGACAUCUUCACAGAGGGCUCAGUGCUGUCGAACCCUCUGGCUGGUCUGGUCAUAGGAGUACUGGUCACUCUGCUGGUUCAGAGCUCCUCUACCUCCUCUUCUAUAGUGGUCAGCAUGGUCUCCUCUGGACUGUUACAGGUCCAGAUGGCUGUUCCUGUCAUCAUGGGGACCAACAUCGGAACUUCCGUCACCAACACGCUUGUUGCCAUGACGCAGGCUGGCGACCGCAACAAGUUCCGCAGGGCCUUUGCUGGAGCUACGGUUCAUGACUUCUUCAACUGGCUCUCUGUGCUGGUCUUCCUGCCUUUGGAGGUGGCGUCGGGUUACAUGUACAAGCUGACCAAGCUGCUGGUUGACUCCUUCAACAUCCAGGGUGGAGAGAAGACUCCAGAACUCCUCCAUGUCAUCACCGACCCUCUAACAAAGGCAAUCAUCGAGUUGGACAAGUCGGUCAUCAGUGGUAUUGCCACAGGAGACCCGGCUGCCAGGAAUAAGAGUCUCAUCUUAAAAUGGUGCAAAACAUUCACCAAUGUGACCCUGAGGAAUGAGACGGUCCCCGGGCCAGAGAACUGCACCUCCCCAGCCCUCUGUUGGUGUUCCCAGGACCUCUGCUACACUCUACAUAACAUCUCAGAGACCUACAACAUACAGACAUGUAAUCAUAUCUUUGUGAACGUGGACCUGUCUGACCUGGCGAUAGGCCUGAUCCUGCUGGCUCUGUCUCUCCUGGUGCUGUGUUCCUGUCUCAUCCUCAUCGUCAAGCUGCUCAACUCCAUGCUGAAGGGACAGGUGGCCAUGGUCAUCAAGAAGGUGCUCAACACAGAUUUCCCUUUCCCCUUUGGCUGGGUGACUGGUUACAUCGCCAUCCUGGUCGGAGCUGGAAUGACCUUCAUCGUCCAGAGUAGUUCUGUCUUCACCUCCGCUAUCACUCCACUCGUUGGUAUUGGUGUGAUCAGCAUCGAGAGGGCGUACCCUCUGUCGCUAGGGGCCAACAUCGGCACGACGACCACGGCUAUACUGGCAGCCAUGGCAGCACCUGGAGACACACUGGCCAACGCUCUGCAGAUCGCUCUGAUUCACUUCGUGUUCAACGUGUCUGGUAUCAUCUUGUGGUAUCCAAUCCCCUUUACCCGUAUCCCCAUCCGAUUAGCUAAGGCCCUGGGUGACAUCACGGCAGAGUAUCGCUGGUUCGCCGGCGUCUACAUCAUUUCCUGCUUCUUUCUCCUGCCCCUCUUCGUCUUCGGCCUAUCGAUGGCCGGCUGGAAGGUGCUGGUUGGUGUGGGCGUUCCCAUAGUGGCCCUGUUGAUCAUCAUCAUUAUAGUGAACGUGCUUCAGGCACGGCUACCCAGGUGUCUCCCCGCGGUACUGCACUCCUGGGACUUCCUGCCUCUCUGGGCCCACUCCUUAGAACCCUGGGACCGCGUGGUCGCCGUGGUAGCAGCCAAAUAACCUGUAAAACUGUUCUUCUUCUCU